CGGGCGCCUGCGCAGUGGCUCCGAGCACGGGCGGUUGCUUGUUGGUUGUUGUAGUAACCGGGGAAGCCACCUUCGGCGGCUGCCGUGAGCCCCGCUGCGGAAGAAGAAGGGAGGUAGGAGCCGAGCGCGGUCCCCGCCUGCCCGCCCCCCGAGCCAUGGGAAAAUGAGACAGGAAUCUGUGCCACCCAAAUUGUCUGAUCCAGUGAAUCUGCAAGAAAAGGUCUGUGAGGCCCCCAGUCUGCUGACUGCAUGACAAACUCUAAAGGAAAUGCCUAUCGUGAUGGCCCGGGACCUGGAGGAAACAGCAUCAUCCUCAGAGGAUGAGGAGGUGGUAAGCCAAGAGGAUCAUCCAUGUAUCAUGUGGACCGGAGGCUGCAGGAGAAUUCCAGUUUUGGUAUUCCAUGCUGAGGCUAUUCUCACAAAGGACAACAACAUUCGAGGAAUUGGAGAACGUUAUCAUUUGUCUUAUAAGAUUGUGCGAACAGACAGUCGCCUGGUACGCAGUAUUCUGACAGCCCAUGGAUUUCAUGAAGUUCACCCAAGCAGCACAGACUAUAAUCUGAUGUGGACAGGAUCCCACCUGAAGCCCUUCUUACUUCGCACCCUCUCUGAAGCACAAAAGGUUAAUCACUUUCCCAGGUCUUAUGAACUAACUCGAAAGGACAGACUAUACAAAAACGUCAUUCGGAUGCAGCAUACGCAUGGAUUCAAGGCUUUCCACAUCCUCCCUCAGACCUUCCUCUUGCCAGCUGAGUACGCGGAAUUUUGUAAUUCAUAUUCAAAGGAUCGGGGACCUUGGAUAGUUAAACCAGUGGCCUCUUCUAGAGGGCGUGGCGUCUACUUGAUCAACAAUCCAAACCAGAUUUCCCUGGAAGAGAAUAUCCUGGUCUCCCGUUAUAUUAACAACCCCCUGCUCAUAGAUGACUUCAAGUUUGACGUGCGCCUCUAUGUGCUCGUGACUUCCUAUGAUCCUCUUGUCAUCUAUCUCUAUGAAGAAGGAUUGGCUAGGUUUGCCACUGUACGAUAUGACCAAGGAGCAAAGAACAUUCGGAAUCAGUUCAUGCACCUUACAAACUACAGUGUGAAUAAGAAGAGUGGAGACUAUGUGAGUUGUGAUGAUCCAGAUGUGGAAGAUUAUGGGAACAAAUGGAGCAUGAGUGCUAUGCUUAGAUACCUGAAACAAGAAGGCAGAGAUACAACUGCAUUGAUGGCCCAUGUGGAAGACCUCAUCAUUAAGACUAUAAUAUCUGCUGAACUAGCUAUUGCUACAGCCUGUAAAACCUUUGUUCCUUAUCGCAGCAGUUGUUUUGAACUGUAUGGCUUCGACGUGCUCAUAGAUUCUACUCUGAAGCCAUGGUUGUUAGAAGUGAAUCUCUCUCCUUCUUUGGCCUGUGAUGCACCUCUGGACCUAAAGAUUAAAGCCAGUAUGAUUUCAGAUAUGUUCACUGUUGUAGGAUUUGUAUGCCAAGAUCCUGCCCAGCGGGCAACAACCCGGCCAAUUUAUCCCACCUUUGAGUCUUCCAGGCGAAAUCCAUUCCAGAAACCUCAGCGUCCAGUAUCUGCACAGUUUCAGUCAUCAAACACCAAGCAGCGUUCCCGUCCACUCUCUGCCAGUGAUGCAGAAAUGAAAAACCUUGUGAGCUCAAGCCGGGAGAAAAUGCUGGGGAAGUUAGGUGGUUCUGUGCUUGGGCUGUCUAUGGAGGAGAUCAAAGUUUUACGGAGGGUAAAGGAGGAAAAUGAUCGGAGAGGUGGAUUUAUUCGCAUAUUUCCUACAUCUGAGACAUGGGAAUUAUAUGGGUCCUACCUCGAACACAAAACCUCUAUGAAUUAUAUGCUAGCAACACGGCUCUUCCAGGACAGGGGAAACCCAAGAAGAAGCUUAUUGGCUGGAAGAACACGACCGAUUACUGAUGGAGCACCAGAACUGAAGGUAGAGAGCAUGAAUUCAAAGGCCACGCUGCAUGCUGCUCUUUAUGAGAGGAAGCUCCUGUCUCUGGAGGUGCGAAAACGUAGACGACGGAGUGGCAGAAUGAGGGCAAUAAGGCCAAAAUACCCAGUGAUUACCCAACCAGCUGAAAUGAAUGUUAAAACUGAGACAGAGAGUGAAGAGGAGGAAGAAGAGGUUACAUUAGACAAUGAAGAUGAAGAACAGGAAGCUUCUCAAGAGGAGUCUUCAAGUUCUAUUGGAGAAAAUCAAGACAAACACAUGCCUUCCUCACUGACUGUUAUGAUAGAAAAUUCACCUAAAGAAAAUUCUGUGCAAGUUCCUGAGUGGGAGGAUAAAACUGACCAGUGCUGCAAAAUUGAGACUCAGGAGCCAGAAUCUAAGUUUAAUCUGAUGCAGAUUCUGCAAAAUAAUGGAAAUCUAAGCAGAGUGCAGGCCCGAUUAGCAUUCUCUGCCUAUCUCCAGCAUGUGCAAAUUCGCCUGACAAAAGACAAUGGAGAUCAGACGCUCAGUGCCAGUUGGGCUGCCAAAGAGGAUGAACAGAUGGAGCUGGUAGUUCGUUUUCUCAAGCGAGCGUCAAGUAACCUCCAGCAUUCACUGAGGAUGAUACUACCCAGUCGACGAUUAGCACUUCUGGAACGCAGAAGAAUCCUUGCUCACCAACUAGGUGACUUUAUCCUUGUGUACAACAAGGAAACAGAACAAAUGGCUGAAAAGAAAUCAAAGAAAAAAUUUGAAGAAGAGGAGGAGGAUGGAGUGAAUGCAGAAAACUUCCAAGACUUCAUCACACAAGCCAGUGAGGCUGAACUGGAAGAGGUGUUAACUUUUUAUACCCAAAAAAACAAAUCUGCAAGUGUCUUCCUGGGGACUCACUCUAAAAGUUCUAAGAACCGAAAUAGUUAUUCUGAUAGUGGGGCAAAAGGUGAUCACCCUGAGACAACACAAGAAGUGAAAAUAAAGCAGCCCAAACAGCAACAGGUCACAGAGAUUCACUCUGAUAAAUUAUCUCGAUUUACCACUUCAGCAGGAAAAGAGGCUAAAUUAGUCUAUACCAAUUGUUCCUCUGCUUCUUUCUCUGGUCCUGCUACUACUCUUCUGCAGAAACUUCCCAGCACCCAUUUGUCAUCUAUGAAAAACUCUGCCCUCUCACCAGGGCCUGUCCACUUUUCUUUGUCUCAGAUUCCUUCAGCUAUCCUCAGCAUGCCUCACCAGCCAACAGUUUUACUGAACCCAGUCCCUGACAGUGCUUCUUUCUCCAUACAUCCUGGGACAGAGAACCUACCAAGCCCCGCUGGCCUGCCACGCUGUCGAUCAGGCAGUUACACCUCUGGCCCCUUUUCCUCUUUCCAAAGUGCUGCACAAAUCUAUAGCCAGAAACUGUCUCGUUCCUCUUCAGCAAAGGCAGCAGGUUUAUGCCAUCCUCACAAGCAUCAUUCAGGAGUAGCCAAAACACAAAAAGAAGGAGACGAUGGUUUCUACAACAAACGGUACAACCAAACUCUGGUUACAGCUGAACUCCAGAGGCUGGCUGAGAAACAGGCAGCAAGGCAGUAUUCUCCCGCCAGCCACAUCAGUCUCCUCUCUCAACAGGUAGCAAACCUGAAUUUGGCAAGUGCCGUCUUAAAUAGAAGCAGUGCUUCAACUCCCCCCACCCUCCGACCUCUCAUCAGUCCUAGUGGGCCAACGUGGUCGAUGCAGACAGACCCUCUUGCUCUUGAGAACCCUUCAAGCCCCAUUGGAAGCAGGAGCCUCCAAACAGGUGGCCUUGCCUGGGAAGGAGAAGUAGAAAACAACGCAUAUAGCAAGGCUACAGGGGUGGCCCCCCAGCACAAGUAUCACCCCACAGCAGGCAGUUACCAACUCCAUUUUGCCCUCCAGCAACUUGAACAACAGAAACUUCAGUCCCGGCAGCUUCUGGACCAAAGUCGAGCUCGGCACCAGGCGAUCUUUGGCAACCAAACAUUCCCUAGCUCCAAUUUAUGGACAAUGAAUAAUGGUGCAGGCUGCAGAAUUUCAAGUGCCACAGCUGGUGGCCAGAAGCCAACCACUCUGCCACAAAAAGUGGUGCCACCUCCAAGUUCCUCCUCCCUGCUCCCUAAACCCCCAUCUAAUCACAAACAAAUGCUCAGAAAGGCAACAUCCCAGAGAGCUUCCAAAGGGUCCUCAACAGAAGGGCAGCUGAAUGGACUCCAAAGCAGCCUUAAUCCUGCAGCCUUCAUGCCCACCACCAGCUCCACAGAUCCCACUCACACUGACAGAUGAACCACAGACACCGGAAGAACCCAUUCGCUGCUCCUGGGUGCGAGAUUGCGGGCAAAGCAUCCACCAGCAUGGCAGGGGUCCAUGGUAUUAUUUUGCGGCCUCAGAGUCCCCAAGGCCCUCAAGCAGAAGUGGCAGUAGAUGGUUGCCAUCAGCCAAGCCAGACUUGUACUGAAACAACAGGAAAGCACAUCCUCUGAGCUUGGAUGGAACUUGGCAGUGGGGACGCCGAGCUGCUGCACUCACCCACAUCAGCACAUACUUAUUUUACCUCCCCUCACCCCCCCGCCCCAACCUGCUUAGGUCUUUGUACCUUUCCUGCUGCUGCACAGAGAUGAUAUAAAAGAGGCUCUUUGGCUAUUUGCAUUUUGCUUCCUCUUCUUUUCCAGAUUGCACUAUUAAGUUUCAUUUUCUAUGUACAAGCUUAAAGUCUCCAUAUCAUUAUUUAUCAGAGCUGUUCUUCCCUUUUCAGAGGGCCGGGGGGAGGGGAGGCACACACCACAAGUUCCCCAGCGCAUGGAGACAGGGUGGCAUGCUGCUGGUGUGAGCCACGCUACAGGCAACCCUGUGGAAUUACUGAUUUCUAAGAUUAAUAAAGUAAUUCGAUUUUUA
Molecule: messenger RNA, 4816 nt
Organism: Dipodomys spectabilis (banner-tailed kangaroo rat)
Lineage: Eukaryota; Metazoa; Chordata; Mammalia; Rodentia; Heteromyidae
Gene: Ttll5
Product: tubulin tyrosine ligase like 5
Exons: 34
Coding region: 269-4207 (1312 amino acids)
Biological process (GO): microtubule cytoskeleton organization; protein polyglutamylation
Cellular component (GO): cilium
Molecular function (GO): tubulin binding; tubulin-glutamic acid ligase activity
Source: RefSeq, a predicted model, not a curated record